Molecule: messenger RNA, 1303 nt
Organism: Ananas comosus (pineapple)
Lineage: Eukaryota; Viridiplantae; Streptophyta; Magnoliopsida; Poales; Bromeliaceae
Product: protein CDI
Exons: 1
Coding region: 145-1008 (287 amino acids)
Source: RefSeq, a predicted model, not a curated record
UAGGCUCCGGGUUUCUCUCUCAAAGCACCUAUAUAUAUAUAUAUACAACCGACGUUUCCUCCUCCCCUCUCACGCAAUCCCCGUGCCCUCCAUCGAAUUCGAAACCCGAAUCUAGGUUCAUCUUCGAAGCCCUGCCUGCCCUAGAUGUUGUCCGGCGAGGCGGCGGAGGGAUCGCCGGAGCCGUUCCGGAUCUUCGUCGGGUACGACCCGAGGGAGGACGUGGCGUUCGAGGUGUGCCGGCGGUCGCUGGUGAAGCGGUCGUCGGUGCCGCUGUCGAUCCGCGCCAUCCGGCAGGCGGAUCUGCGCACGGCGGGGCUGUACUGGCGCGUGCGCGGGCCGACGGAGAGCACGGAGUUCUCGUUCACGCGCUUCCUCACCCCCUUCCUCGCCGGCUUCCGCGGCUGGGCCAUGUUCGUCGACUGCGACUUCCUCUUCCUCGGCGACGUCGCGGAGCUCCUCGCCCUCGCCGACCCCCGCUUCGCCGUGAUGUGCGUCAAGCACGACUACGCCCCCUCCCAGCCCACCAAGAUGGACGGCGCCGUCCAGACCGUGUACCCGCGCAAGAACUGGUCGUCCAUGGUGCUCUACAACUGCGCCCACCCCAAGAACGCCGCCGCCCUCACCCCCGACGCCGUCAGCUCCCAGACCGGCGCCUUCCUCCACCGCUUCAUGUGGCUCGACGACGCCGACAUCGGCGACAUCCCCUUCGCCUGGAACUUCCUCGUCGGCCACAACCGCGUCGACCCCCUCGACCCCGCCACCCGCCCCCGCGCCAUCCACUACACCUCCGGCGGCCCCUGGUUCCACGCCUACAAGGACUGCGAGUUCGCCGACCUCUGGCUCAACGAGCUGGAGGAGCUCAACAAGGACAAGGACAAGGACAAGGCGAAGGCGAAGGCGAAUCCCCUCGCCGCCGCCGCCGCCGCCGCCAAAGAGGAUCAGAAGAAGAAGGCGACGGGGAUCGCGGCUGAGGCCCCCGCUGCCGUGGCUGCGGCGCCAGCUGUUUGAUCGUUUGCCUCUGUUAUCCUGAUAUAGGAGAUUUUAGGUUCUUCGCAUUCUCGGUAAUUUUGAUAAUUAGCAAUCCUCAUUUCAUCAUCGUUAUUAUUAUUAUUAUUAUAGGCGAUAGCCAUUCUAUGCGAUGAUAGCAAUGUCGAUUUUCUGCUGUUCAGAAUGAUUUUCGGUAUUAUUUGCGAGAAUUGCCAUUCUAUUCUUCCUGCUUGCUCUGUUGUUGAUCUCUCGCACGGGCCGCGAAUUAGUGUAAACCUCUAGUUUCGUUUGGUGUCAUAUGAUAGUGUUUUAUUCU